Eufriesea mexicana is the source of this 3009-nucleotide messenger RNA. RefSeq names its product Regulator of telomere elongation helicase 1 (gene Rtel1). The record is from RefSeq and is a predicted model, not a curated record. Bases 1 to 3009 code for a protein of 1002 amino acids. The transcript has 12 exons. Gene Ontology annotation, molecular function: ATP binding; DNA polymerase binding; hydrolase activity, acting on acid anhydrides, in phosphorus-containing anhydrides. Gene Ontology annotation, biological process: DNA replication; DNA recombination; negative regulation of t-circle formation. Gene Ontology annotation, cellular component: nucleus. NCBI's taxonomy places the organism in Eukaryota, Metazoa, Arthropoda, Insecta, Hymenoptera, Apidae.
AUGCCAGACGUAACAAUUAAUAAUAUUAUUGUAAGUUUUCCUUUUAAACCAUAUGCAGUACAAGAAGAAUAUAUGACAAAGGUGAUAGAGUGUCUUCAAAAUAGCAAAAAUGGUGUUUUAGAGUCGCCAACCGGUACAGGAAAGACACUGAGCCUUUUAUGUUCUUCUUUAAGUUGGUUAUUAACAAAGAAAGCUCAGUUACAAGCACAAUCAUUAACUGGUGCAAUUGAAAAUCCUGAUUUUGGUGGAAAUUUUUUUAAAUGUUUAAAUAAUGAACUCAAAGAAAGUACAGGAGAUACAAAGCUUAGUAAUAACUUUAAUUGGACUGCACCAAAAAUUAUAUAUGCGUCUAGAACACAUUCUCAGCUUUCACAAGCUAUGCAAGAAUUAAAAAGAACUUCCUAUAAACAUGUAAGCACAGUUGUGCUAGGAUCUAGAGAUCAGCUUUGUAUUCAUCCAGAAGUUUCUAAAGAAACUAAUAGUUCAAAUAAAAUAUAUAUGUGUCAUUCUAAAGUAAAAUCUAGGACAUGUUUUUAUUAUAAUAAUGUUGAAAUCAGAAAGGAUGAUCCAUUGUUUAAACAGGAGGUACUUGAUAUAGAAGAUUUAGUAAAAACUGGACAGAAAUUCAAAUGUUGUCCAUAUUUUUUAUCUAAAGAACUUAAACAAAAUGCAGAUAUUAUCUUUAUGCCAUAUAAUUACUUAUUAGAUUCAAAAUCACGAAAAACUCAAGGUAUAGAUGUACAAAAUAAUGUUAUUCUUUUAGAUGAAGCACAUAAUAUUGAGAAAACGUGUGAAGAAGCAGCAUCUUUACAGAUAUGUAGUACAGAUAUUGCAAUGUGCAUUGAUGAAAUAACAACUGUAAUGGAAGAUAUGGCUAGUGAUAUUGAACAGCAAAAUGAUUUUACAAAGGAAAAUUUAGGAAGUAUUUCAAAAGAUUUUACAGCAGAUGAUUUGUGUAUUUUAAAAGCUAUGUUUUUAGAAUUAGAAAAAGCUAUUGAUGCUAUAUCAGUUGUAAAACGUGAUGUAGGAGAUACAUUUCCUAGUGGAUAUAUCUUUGAGUUAUUAGCAAAGGCACAAUUAACACAUGGUAAAGAGCAACUUGUAAUAGAAAAAUUGGAAAAAAUUAUAUUUUACUUGACAACCACAAGUACUUCACCAUUUGCAAGAAAAGGCAAUGCACUACAAAAAUUCAGUGAUCUAUUGAAAACUGUAUUUAGUGGUGGUAAUAGCUUAGACCAUAGAGAGAAAGUCAAGCAGUGUUAUAAAGUGUACAUUCAAAUAGAAGAAACAAAAAAAACAAAACAAAAUAAUGUUUGGGAAUCCAAAAAAAUAUGUUUAAAAAAUGAAGGCAAAGUUAUUAGUUAUUGGUGUUUUAGUCCUGGAUUUAGUAUGCAACAACUAAUGAAACAAGGUGUGCGUUCAAUAAUAUUAACAAGUGGCACAUUGUCUCCCUUGAAACCUUUUAUAUCAGAACUUGGAAUACCAAUUGAAGUUCAAUUAGAAAAUCCACAUAUUGUAAAGGGAGACCAAAUUUGUGUUGGUGUCCUUAGUAAAGGUCCAGAUGGUUAUUCAUUAAAUUCUUCUUUUAACACGAGGAAUGAUCCAAAAUAUAUAGCAUCUCUGGGACGAACAAUACUUAAUUUUAGUUGUCUUAUUCCUCAUGGUCUAUUAAUUUUCUUUCCUUCAUAUCCAAUAAUGAGAAAGUGUAAAGAAGAAUGGCAAAACAUAGGUUUGUGGACUAAAAUUGCAGAUCGUAAACCUAUAUUUGUGGAACCACAAUACAAAAGUGACUUUUUAAAUGUUAUGAACGAAUAUUGUGAAAAAAUUAAAGAUGUUUCAUGUAGAGGAGCUAUUUUUAUGGCAGUAUGUAGAGGUAAAGUUAGUGAAGGACUUGAUUUUGCUAAUGCAAAUGGAAGAGCUGUGUUAAUCACAGGUCUUCCAUUUCCUCCUUUAAAAGAUCCUAGAAUUAUAUUAAAACAACAGUAUUUAGAAGAAAUGAAGAAACAAGAUAGAGAAGCUCUAUCUGGUCAACAGUGGUAUCAACUUGAAGCAUCACGAGCUGUUAAUCAAGCUAUUGGUCGUAUUAUACGUCAUAAACAUGAUUAUGGUGCUAUAAUUCUUUGUGAUUGUCGAUUUGAUAAUUUAAGUUUUAAAAAACAUUUAUCUGCUUGGCUCAGACCACAUAUCAAGAAUUUUACUAAUUUUGGUAUUGUUAUGAAAGAGCUAAAGGAUUUUUUUAAAUAUGCGGAAUAUACUUUUCCACAACCAAAUACAGUCAAUAUGCCAUCUAUGAGUAGUUCUGCUUUGUUGCCAGCGAUCUCAGCAUCAUUUGAUGCAACUGUAUCUCACACUGUAAAAGUUUCUUCAAAACAGGAUAUUGAAACACCUUCGACUGAAGAUACCUUCAAUAUUGAUUCUUAUGCCAAUAAAGUCGGAAUAGAUAUACAAAUGGUAGAAACAAAGAACAAAAACUUAUUUGAACUUUUAAAAGUAGAGUCGAAGCCCGUAAUUAAUUUUAGCGAUUGUAAAUUAAACAAAAAUUAUACUACUUGUGAAUUAACAAGAAAUAUUAGUGAACCAGCCAAAAAAAAAAGAAAAAUAAAAAUGUUGCCAUUAGAAUUUAAUGAACAUUUAUCAGGUCCUUCUACUUCUUCAAGUGUGAAUACAACAGAAUGUAUGAACAAUACAACACAUUUUCAACAAAUAUUUAAAGAAGUUAGUAAUGAUGCAGAUAAAAAAGCUUUAGGCAAAGUAUAUUUACAAGAAGUAAAACGAUCGUUAUCAGAAGCUAAUUAUAAAAUAUUUGCUCAAAUGAUACAAGACUAUACAAGAACAGGCAAUCUGGAGAAACUAUUGAAUACUCUGCAAAAUUUAUUUUCACAAAAUAAGGGAUUGUUUCACUUAUUUAUAGGAUUUAAACGUUUCUUAAAAAAACAACAUAUCUCUGCAUUCGAAAAUUAUAUUGCUCUUAUUAGAUGCAGCAUAAUGGAUACAAAUACACAAACCUAA